Messenger RNA from Aaosphaeria arxii CBS 175.79, 1846 nucleotides. RefSeq lists its product as uncharacterized. The record is from RefSeq and is a predicted model, not a curated record. Gene Ontology annotation, biological process: regulation of DNA-templated transcription. The transcript is spliced from 2 exons. Lineage: Eukaryota; Fungi; Ascomycota; Dothideomycetes; Pleosporales. The coding region runs from base 108 to 1808 and encodes 566 amino acids. Gene Ontology annotation, molecular function: DNA-binding transcription factor activity, RNA polymerase II-specific; zinc ion binding.
UACUACUCCCACAGUCCACGUCAACUUGACAGUCAACUGGUACGAAGUACAAUAUCGCAAGCUUAUUCAUUGUUACACAGACUGUCAGCGUAAUUCGGUUCUGGAAGAUGUUGCCACCGCGUUCGACAGAGCUGCCUGGUCGGAAGAAAGCUUGGAAGCCAAAGACGAAGACGGGGUGUAUAACAUGCAGAAGCCGGAGGAUCAAAUGCGACGAGGAGAAGCCGCACUGUAAAAGGUGCACAUCUACAGGAAGAAGGUGCGAUGGUUAUGGUGCCUUAACCUUAACCGCACAAACGCAACAAAUCAUAAUAUCGCCUACAAACACCUCUCUCGCAUCUGCUAUGAACGGACUUCAACUUAAUUCUGCUCAGGAGCAGGAGGCAUUCCACUUCUAUCAAUAUCGCAGUGUCGGUGAGAUAUCCGGAUUAUACGACAAGCAGUUCUGGGAAGUGCAAGUACUUCAGGCAGCUCAAGCUUCUGCUGCUGUUCGCCACGCCGUCAUCUCAUUGGCAUCUCUACAUCGCAAGUUCAUUACAGGACGAAUGCCCGUCGUGCCAGAUGAUACCUCCGAUAAAUAUCUCCGUUUCGCAUGGCAGCAGUCGAAUUCUGCCAUACGAGAGCUCCUUCAAUCGCCGACUCAAACGACGAUAGCCGACAAGAUACACCUGAUGACCUGUUGCUUACUAUUUCACUGCAUCGCAUGCAUCCAAGGCCACCAAAGCACAGCAUUUGACCAUCUUCGAAGUGGCUUGAAAUUCAUGAGGGAAGUUGACCAGGAGAUUGCCGCUGGAUGCCCGGUUUCACAACAAAAUCUAGCGGCGUUACGGUCGUUAAGAUAUAUAUUUGUGGAUAUGGAUACCCAGGCGAGAACUAUAUUGAAUGAGAAAGGACAACUCGAGUGGGAACCGUUCCCUAAGUGCGACCUGGCUGUGUCCCCGGAACCCUUCAAAGACUUUCAAGAUGCUCGAUUCUACUUCGAGGCAACAUAUGCCGAAUUGCAACGCGUUUCUAUAGAAGUAGCCCAAACCCCGCUCCAGGAGGCGGAACAGGUUGAAAAGAUAUUGCAGACACUCAGCGACACUCGAACUCAAUAUCAAAGAGGCACCGUGUUACUGAACGAGUUUCUCCAGAAGGUACCGAGGGUAACUAGACAGGAUGAAGAGGCUGUCAUUAGCAUUCUACUUCUUCACAAGUAUUAUGGCAUCAUCAUGUGGACUCGUCCUCGAUUCGAUGGCACUCAGGUUAUAGCAGAUGUUGACGUGGACGAGGAAGCGCCGGAGCUUGAGGAACUUCUCGACCUCGCAAGCCAACUCAUACAUGCACCGUCUACUCAUACGCUUGCUCCCGAAUCGCUUCCGGAAGAUUACUAUCCAUCGACGCAAGCUCAUGAGCGAUCUAAAUCAGCGAAGCCUGCUCUUACCAACCCUGUCUUUUCAUCGGGAACAAGAGUCCUCUGUGCCUUGUGGAUGAUUUCUUGUCGUGCAGGAGACAUGGAGCUCCGCCGCAAGGCUAUAGCAAUGAUGUUAGACUGUCCACGGCGAGAAGGUGUCUGGGACAGCGUGAUAGCUGGACGGAUUGCGUGGGAGACCAUGAGGUUCGAGGAAACGGCGACCAAUGGGAACUACCAGGAGAUUUUGGACCGGACCCCCUCUCCGCAUGGAGCAGAAACACCACCAAUUGACAAGACGAACCGUAUCAGCGUCAUAAAUAUUGAGUAUGUAGGAGCGAGAGUGGCACGAGUGGAAUUUCGCAGCAACAAACAUUGCAAACAGGGUGAAAAAGGCGUGUUUAGGUAUAUGUCAUGGUAGACUUAUCUCUAUCCCAGACGCCUGCAGGUUUGCUGAAG